CCCGGCUUGGGAGCCGGAGGUCAGCGGCUGCGCGGCCGGCCCCCUCCCACGGGAGCCGCGCCAGGGCCCAGCAAGAGUCGGGCGGGAUCGCUAUUGUUUUUGGCGAGCACAUAAAUCCCCGGGCCGACCCACUGCGCACCCAGGUUUCCUCCCGGAGGCCUUUCGGUUUCCUCUGAGGCCCUAUAUAGAGGCUCCAGGCCCGGACUGUGCAGAGGAGGGAGGCGCCCUGGAGUCUCCCCUCCAGCGAGAGGGGCUGCGCGGGCCGGGCCGGGCCGGGCUGGGCUGGAGCAGCGGCGGCCGCGGGAGCCGAGCUUGCAGCGAGGGACCGGCUGAGGCGCGCGGGAGGGAAGGAGGCAAGGGCUCCGCGGCGCUGUCGCCGCCGCUGCCGCUCACUCUCGGGGAAGAGAUGGCGGCGGAGCGGGGAGCCCGGCGACUCCUCAGCACCCCCUCCUUCUGGCUCUACUGCCUGCUGCUGCUCGGGCGCCGGGCGCCGGGCGCCGCGGCCGCCAGGAGCGGCUCCGCGCCGCAGUCCCCAGGAGCCAGCAUUCGAACGUUCACUCCAUUUUAUUUUCUGGUGGAGCCGGUGGAUACACUCUCAGUUAGAGGCUCUUCUGUUAUAUUAAACUGUUCAGCAUAUUCUGAGCCUUCUCCAAAAAUUGAAUGGAAAAAAGAUGGAACUUUUUUAAACUUAGUAUCAGAUGAUCGACGCCAGCUUCUCCCGGAUGGAUCUUUAUUUAUCAGCAAUGUGGUGCAUUCCAAACACAAUAAACCUGAUGAAGGUUAUUAUCAGUGUGUGGCCACUGUUGAGAGUCUUGGAACUAUUAUCAGUAGAACAGCGAAGCUCAUAGUAGCAGGUCUUCCAAGAUUUACCAGCCAACCAGAACCUUCCUCAGUUUAUGCUGGGAACAAUGCAAUUCUGAAUUGUGAAGUUAAUGCAGAUUUGGUCCCAUUUGUGAGGUGGGAACAGAACAGACAACCCCUUCUUCUGGAUGAUAGAGUUAUCAAACUUCCAAGUGGAAUGCUGGUUAUCAGCAAUGCAACUGAAGGAGAUGGCGGGCUUUAUCGCUGCGUAGUGGAAAGUGGUGGGCCACCAAAGUAUAGUGAUGAAGUUGAAUUGAAGGUUCUUCCAGAUCCUGAGGUGAUAUCAGACUUGGUAUUUUUGAAACAGCCUUCUCCCUUAGUCAGAGUCAUUGGUCAGGAUGUAGUGUUGCCAUGUGUUGCUUCAGGACUUCCUACUCCAACCAUUAAAUGGAUGAAAAAUGAGGAGGCACUUGACACAGAAAGCUCUGAAAGAUUGGUAUUGCUGGCAGGUGGUAGCCUGGAGAUCAGUGAUGUUACUGAGGAUGAUGCUGGGACUUAUUUUUGUAUAGCUGAUAAUGGAAAUGAGACAAUUGAAGCUCAAGCAGAGCUUACAGUGCAAGCUCAACCUGAAUUCCUGAAGCAGCCUACUAAUAUAUAUGCUCACGAAUCUAUGGAUAUUGUAUUUGAAUGUGAAGUGACUGGAAAACCAACUCCAACUGUGAAGUGGGUCAAAAAUGGGGAUAUGGUUAUCCCAAGUGAUUAUUUUAAGAUUGUAAAGGAACAUAAUCUUCAAGUUUUGGGUCUGGUGAAAUCAGAUGAAGGGUUCUAUCAGUGCAUUGCUGAAAAUGAUGUUGGAAAUGCACAAGCUGGAGCCCAACUGAUAAUCCUUGAACAUGAUGUUGCCAUCCCAACAUUACCUCCCACUUCACUGACCAGUGCCACUACUGACCAUCUAGCACCAGCCACAACGGGACCACUGCCUUCAGCUCCUCGGGAUGUCGUGGCCUCCCUGGUCUCUACCCGCUUCAUCAAAUUGACGUGGCGGACACCUGCAUCAGAUCCUCACGGAGACAACCUUACCUACUCUGUGUUCUACACCAAGGAAGGGAUUGCUAGGGAACGUGUUGAGAAUACCAGUCACCCAGGAGAGAUGCAAGUAACCAUUCAAAACCUAAUGCCAGCGACCGUGUACAUCUUUAGAGUUAUGGCUCAAAAUAAGCAUGGCUCAGGAGAGAGUUCAGCUCCACUGCGAGUAGAAACACAACCUGAGGUUCAGCUCCCUGGCCCAGCACCUAACCUUCGUGCAUAUGCAGCUUCGCCUACCUCCAUCACUGUUACGUGGGAAACACCAGUGUCUGGCAAUGGGGAAAUUCAGAAUUAUAAAUUGUACUACAUGGAAAAGGGGACUGAUAAAGAACAGGAUGUUGAUGUUUCAAGUCACUCUUACACCAUUAAUGGGUUGAAAAAAUAUACAGAGUAUAGUUUCCGAGUGGUGGCCUACAAUAAACAUGGUCCUGGAGUUUCCACACCAGAUGUUGCUGUUCGAACAUUGUCAGAUGUUCCCAGUGCUGCUCCUCAGAAUCUGUCCUUGGAAGUGAGAAAUUCAAAGAGUAUUAUGAUUCACUGGCAGCCACCUGCUCCAGCCACACAAAAUGGGCAGAUUACUGGCUACAAGAUUCGCUACCGAAAGGCCUCCCGAAAGAGUGAUGUCACUGAGACCUUGGUAAGCGGGACACAGCUGUCUCAGCUGAUUGAAGGUCUUGAUCGGGGGACUGAGUAUAAUUUCCGAGUGGCUGCUCUAACAAUCAAUGGUACAGGCCCGGCAACUGACUGGCUGUCUGCUGAAACUUUUGAAAGUGACCUAGAUGAAACUCGUGUUCCUGAAGUGCCUAGCUCUCUUCACGUACGCCCGCUCGUUACUAGCAUCGUAGUGAGCUGGACUCCUCCAGAGAAUCAGAACAUUGUGGUCAGAGGUUACGCCAUUGGUUAUGGCAUUGGCAGCCCUCAUGCCCAGACCAUCAAAGUGGACUAUAAACAGCGCUAUUACACCAUUGAAAAUCUGGAUCCCAGCUCUCACUAUGUGAUUACCCUGAAAGCAUUUAAUAACGUGGGUGAAGGCAUCCCCCUGUAUGAGAGUGCUGUGACCAGGCCUCACACAGUGCCAGAUCCCACUCCCAUGAUGCCACCAGUGGGAGUUCAGGCUUCCAUUCUGAGUCAUGACACCAUCAGGAUUACGUGGGCAGACAACUCGCUGCCCAAGCACCAGAAGAUUACAGACUCCCGAUACUACACCGUCCGAUGGAAAACCAACAUCCCAGCAAACACCAAGUACAAGAAUGCAAAUGCAACCACUUUGAGUUAUUUGGUGACUGGUUUAAAGCCGAAUACACUCUAUGAAUUCUCUGUGAUGGUGACCAAAGGUCGAAGAUCAAGUACAUGGAGUAUGACAGCCCAUGGGACCACCUUUGAAUUAGUUCCGACUUCUCCACCCAAGGAUGUGACUGUUGUGAGUAAAGAGGGGAAACCUAAGACCAUAAUUGUGAAUUGGCAGCCUCCCUCCGAAGCCAAUGGCAAAAUUACAGGUUACAUCAUAUAUUACAGUACAGAUGUGAAUGCAGAGAUACAUGACUGGGUUAUUGAGCCUGUUGUGGGAAACAGACUGACUCACCAGAUACAAGAGUUAACUCUUGACACACCAUACUACUUCAAAAUCCAGGCACGGAACUCAAAGGGCAUGGGACCCAUGUCUGAAGCUGUCCAAUUCAGAACACCUAAAGCCUCAGGGUCUGGAGGGAAAGGAAGCCGGCUGCCAGACCUAGGAUCCGACUACAAACCUCCAAUGAGCGGCAGUAACAGCCCUCAUGGGAGCCCCACCUCUCCUCUGGACAGUAAUAUGCUGCUGGUCAUAAUUGUUUCUGUUGGCGUCAUCACCAUCGUGGUGGUUGUGAUUAUCGCUGUCUUUUGUACCCGUCGUACCACCUCUCACCAGAAAAAGAAACGAGCUGCCUGCAAAUCAGUGAAUGGCUCUCAUAAGUACAAAGGGAAUUCCAAAGAUGUGAAACCUCCAGAUCUCUGGAUCCAUCAUGAGAGACUGGAGCUGAAACCCAUUGAUAAGUCUCCAGACCCAAACCCCAUCAUGACUGAUACUCCAAUUCCUCGCAACUCUCAAGAUAUCACACCAGUUGACAACUCCAUGGACAGCAAUAUCCAUCAAAGGCGAAAUUCAUACAGAGGGCAUGAGUCAGAGGACAGCAUGUCUACACUGGCUGGAAGGCGAGGAAUGAGACCAAAAAUGAUGAUGCCCUUUGACUCCCAGCCACCCCAGCCUGUGAUUAGUGCCCAUCCCAUCCAUUCCCUCGAUAACCCUCACCAUCAUUUCCACUCCAGCAGCCUCGCUUCUCCAGCUCGCAGUCAUCUCUACCACCCGGGCAGCCCAUGGCCCAUUGGCACAUCCAUGUCCCUUUCAGACAGGGCCAAUUCCACAGAAUCCGUUCGAAAUACCCCCAGCACUGACACCAUGCCAGCCUCUUCGUCUCAAACAUGCUGCACUGAUCACCAGGACCCUGAAGGUGCUACCAGCUCCUCUUACUUGGCCAGCUCCCAAGAGGAAGAUUCAGGCCAGAGUCUUCCCACUGCCCAUGUUCGCCCUUCCCACCCAUUGAAGAGCUUCGCCGUGCCAGCAAUCCCGCCUCCAGGACCUCCCACCUAUGAUCCUGCAUUGCCAAGCACACCAUUACUGUCCCAGCAAGCUCUGAACCAUCACAUUCACUCAGUGAAGACAGCCUCCAUCGGGACUCUAGGAAGGAGCCGGCCUCCUAUGCCAGUGGUUGUUCCCAGUGCCCCUGAAGUGCAGGAGACCACAAGGAUGUUGGAAGACUCCGAGAGUAGCUAUGAACCAGAUGAGCUGACCAAAGAGAUGGCCCACCUGGAAGGACUAAUGAAGGACCUAAACGCUAUCACAACAGCAUGACGACCUUCACCAGGACCUGACUUCAAACCUGAGUCUGGAAGUCUUGGAACUUACCCUUGAAAACAAGGAAUUGUACAGAGUACGAGAGGACAGCACUUGAGAACACAGAAUGAGCCAGCAGACUGGCCAGCGCCUCUGUGUAGGGCUGGCUCCAGGCAUGGCCACCUGCCUUCCCCUGGUCAGCCUGGAAGAAGCCUGUGUCGAGGCAGCUUCCCUUUGCCUGCUGAUAUUCUGCAGGACUGGGCACCAUGGGCCAAAAUUUUGUGUCCAGGGAAGAGGCGAGAAGUGCAACCUGCAUUUCACUUUGUGGUCAGGCCGUGUCUUUGUGCUGUGACUGCAUCACCUUUAUGGAGUGUAGACAUUGGCAUUUAUGUACAAUUUUAUUUGUGUCUUAUUUUAUUUUACCUUCAAAAACAAAAACGCCAUCCAAAACCAAGGAAGUCCUUGGUGUUCUCCACAAGUGGUUGACAUUUGACUGCUUGUUCCAAUUAUGUAUGGAAAGUCUUUGACAGUGUGGGUCGUUCCUGGGGUUGGCUUGUUUUUUGGUUUCAUUUUUAUUUUUUAAUUCUGAGUCAUUGCAUCCUCUACCAGCUGUUAAUCCAUCACUCUGAGGGGGAGGAAAUGUUGCAUUGCUGUUUGUAAGCUUUUUUUAUUAUUUUUUUAUUAUAAUUAUUAAAGGCCUGACUCUUUCCUCUCAUCACUGUGAGAUUACAGAUCUAUUUGAAUUGAAUGAAAUGUAACAUUGAAAAGACUUGUUUGUUGCUUUCUGUGCAGUUUCAGUAUUGGGGCGGGUGGGGGGCUGGGGGUUGGUAAUAGGAAAUGGAGGGGCUGCUGAGGUCCUGUGAAUGUUUCUGUCAUUGUACUUUCUUCCAGAAGCCUGCAGAGAAUGGAAGCAUCUUCUUUAUUGUCCUUUCCUGGCAUGUCCAUCCUUAUUGUCACUACGUUGCAACUGGAGUUUGAUUUGGAUCUGGUUUUAAAAUUCUUCUGUGCAAUAGAUGGGUUUGAGGAUUUAGCGGCCCUGAUGUCUUGGUCAUAGCCUGGUAAGAAUGUCCAUGCUGAGGAGCCAGAUGUUGUAUUUCUAACUGCCUGAGUCACACAGAAUAGGGUAAGAGCCUGACCCCAUUCUGUAAAUCAGAAAGCAAGGAUGGAGACCCUUUCCUGCUGCUAUUAUUGGCUCUCUUUGAGGAAGUUGGAGGUUAAGGAAGGAACUUGUUUGUUUCCGUAUACGACUCCUUCUUCUCUCUAGUUCAGUCUUCAGCCAGUCCAGCGCUCUCUUCCACACUUCAGAGCCCCUUCAGAGAAAGCAUUAGCAGGAAUGAGACAAGGCAGAGCUGCAGUGCCCCCUGAGGCUUCCACACAUCUUUCUGAAUAUUAUUUUUCAAGUAACAAGGGCAGGGACAGCGGAAACAGCUGCCCACCCCCCCCAUCCCAGCAGCUCAGCUAAGCCCUGAUGAGAAUGAAGCCACAGGAGUUGUCUGAGGUGAACCCAGCCGCUCAGCCACACAUGGAAGCCAUUGCCUUUGCACAUAGUUCUUGGGUUCUUUUUCCUAAAAAGGUAAGGAGCUGAGGUGUGUGGUUUUUUAAUAUUAAGAAUAUAUAAUGGAAAACACACGACUGACGCUCAGGCAUCUUCCCCUACUCCCCAACAGAUCCCCAGAAGACAGCGUGGAAGGCAGUGUAGACAGUAAAUCGGGCUUCAGUUCUAUAGCCAAGAAGAGAUCAGCUGCUGAAACCACCAGUGGGUACCCCAGGCCACCUGCCUUUGAACUUGGGGAUUUGCCAUGUUUGAUCUUGUCACAUACUUGCUUUUUUACAAGAUGAACUCUUUGUAUUUAUGAUUUGGGGGGCAAUGAAAGGUGCAAUGCAGGAACUGCUGCUGCCGAGCUCGCUGGUCACAUGGGGGUGCCAGGCGGGAUUCUGGAAAACCAGUGCACUUAAACUGAUCCUGAAGAGAGCUGUCCCAGCACUCUGGCCACCAGGAGGGCCAGAUUCCCCAGAAACUACCUUUUGCCCAAAGAACAUGCUCAGUAUUUGGGGCAUUUCCUCCCACAAACCCUGACUGCUUCUGUUACCUCAGGGCCUUGGUACCUGGAUACUGCCACAGAAUUGGGGCGGGUGGGGGAGGGGCCUAUUUUUAAAUAAAAUAACUGUUCAAAGUUGGGGGUUUUUUAAAAAAUUAAGAAAAAGGAAAGCUAUUCUGUAUUGCACCUUUUCACAAUUUAAUACAUUUUCUUACAUUUUCCUGUGAUUUUCGAAACUAAACCAUUGUGUGUCCUGUAGUGUCCUGGUUGAGCUGCCGCUCAGCAGCUUCCUCGGGGGGAUUUGGAACACCUGUGUCUGUCGCCGCACUGCCUGUGGGAGGGGCCCAGAGGGCUGCUGGGACUGGCGUCUGUACACACUUGUUUGGCCUUUUCUGUAGUUGAUGCUGUAAACUCUAUGGCUUUUUAAAAACGAUUUCAUGUUUUUAUUUAGUAUUGGAAAUCCAAUACACUUUUUUAAUCCAAUCAAAC
Homo sapiens (human) is the source of this 7281-nucleotide messenger RNA. It is a transcript of the gene NEO1, whose product is annotated as neogenin 1. Lineage: Eukaryota; Metazoa; Chordata; Mammalia; Primates; Hominidae. The transcript is spliced from 29 exons. Gene Ontology annotation, cellular component: plasma membrane; membrane. Bases 407 to 4771 code for a protein of 1454 amino acids. The record is from RefSeq and is a predicted model, not a curated record.